ACAAUGAACUCGACUCAGCGUUAAAAUGAAAUCAUCUCAGUUACGGAACCUAUUAAUGAUCUUUUCACAUGACGGAACAAUAUUCUCUACGUCCUAUAAAUCUUUUCCUUAUACCCUUUCAAGAUGUUAAACACUUCAUCCAGUGAAGAUGAUGAAUACGUUGGCUCAACAGAGAAUUUUGGUGAAGACGAUCAUAAUGGGACCUGGUUGCAUUAUGAGGACAGGAACAUUCAUAAGAUUGACCGGGUAUCGAAGCCACAAGUUAACAAUCUACUGAAAUCGGGAUCAUUACCACCAGAUGACAAGGUUAAUCUAAAGUAUAGAACAACUGAUCAAAGUUUGCCCACAGGAUGGAAACAAGUGCAAUAUGAUCAAAUCUCUAAUGUUCAUAGCCCAUUCAUCGAUGCCCAACGGCCUCCACGUUUAGGAGAUUGUGUUGGUAAAGUCACAGAAUCAUCAAAGAUAGAUUUUACACUGAAUUGUGGUGCUGAUCAUCAAGAUAUAUGUGUGCCUGUUACAACCUCAACGCAUUUCAGUGUAAGCUUUGAAAGUCCUUUGGAAGCCUCCUCUUUAGGAGCACGACUUAGUCCUGUUGGUAGUAGUUGUUGGUCAUCUGAACAACAUAUCUCGCCAGACUUGACAUCGCUUAUGAGUAGUAGCACAAAUUCUGUAUCUGCUGGGAUAUCAUUAAGUUCAGGUCGUCAGCAUGCUUUGAAAUCAUUACUCCACAGACAGCCAUCAGCUGGAACAGGAUGUUCUGGUGGUACUUUUUCUACAGAAGCUGGACAAUUACAGUCUGCCUCAAAUUCUGUUCGUUCUGCUCCUCUAUGUCAUAGUCAAGGUACCAAGUCAAAGUGGAGCAAACAAAUGGGAAUAAAUAAGAAUUCAAAUUUACAAUAUUUUACACCACCUCCACCGUCAUUAGUAAUCAGUGAUCCAGAAGAGGAAAUGCACAAUAAACGUCUGCAAUUGUAUGUUCUAGCGAUUCGGUGUAUCGCCUAUCCACUUCUUACUACUAAUACUACUGGUCAAAAUAGGCGAUAUCUACGAGUAACAAAAGAUUAUUUGAAUAUCUUGAAGGAACGUUUUCAGUUGUAUUUACGUGGUGAUUUAGCUAUCAGUAGUGACGAAGCAUUUCAUACUGCUGUAAAUGAAUUUUUCGAAGCUGUACUCAAUAGUGAUCGUCUUUCAAAUAUGGUUAAAUCAGGAAGUUGUUCAAUGUAUGAUAUUCGGGAAAUUUUUAUUGCGAAUAUUGAAAAACAAUUUCAGGGUAUUCAACCAGUUGAAGGUUUAUCUAAAGAAAGUGUUUUAAGUGCAUGGAAAAUUAAAUUUGAUCAAAUAUGUCGUGGCGGUGAAGGACCAUGUCCUGAAGCAAUGAAAUUAGCUGUUCCACAACCAGAGCCUAUAGCAUUAUCUAAUGAACAAUUGUAUGAAUUACUAAUGCGUACUAUAUCAGUUGAAAAGUAUGAACAUCAAAUUUUAUAUAAUGCGUGUCAACUUGAUAAUAUGGAUGAACAAGCAUCUCAAAUAAAAAGAGAACUGUCAGAACGUUUAAUACAAAUUGACAAAAUGUGUAAAGAACGUUCAUUCCCUAAAAUGGUACAUAAAGAAAUGGAGAUGCAGUAUAUUGAAGAGGAAAAACUGAGAGUGAAUGGAUUAAUGCGACGUCUAGAUUCGAUACCAGCGCUUAAAACACAUUCCACAGGUGUAAAUAUAGCUCACAGACAUUUAAGAAAACAUCCUAUAAAAACAAUUUUAUCUAAUUGGCACACUGGCGAGACAAGUAGAACCAACAGAUCUGUACGUGACACUGGUUCCAUGAAUGAUCUUUGGUCAAGACAACUGGACAUGGAUUCAUCAAGAUCAUCUUUAUCAAUAACGGACGAUGUACAUUUAAUGAGUGAUGGUAUUCAGUCCUCUUCGAUGUUUCUGACUCAUGAAAUUCCAAGGGAGGCUAUGCAGGUUUCUUCAACAAUUGAAAUACUGGUUCAUCAAGUCAGGAAUAUUCAAAGUUUACCACGUUCAAAGAAACUUUAUUGUGCUAUAGAACUGGAUGGUACACCAGAUCGGAAGAGAACAGAAUCAGUAGAGGUUAAUAAAUCUAUAUGGAAUACAACUGCAGAAUUCCAAACAUCUCAAACUCUUCCAGUUAUCAAAGUGAAGGUUUUCAAAGAAUGUUCAGGGCCAUUGACACUAGAAGAUAAAGAACUUGGAAGGGUAACUUUUAAUAUAACUUGGUCAAGUCCACGCACCCCUCUUUGGUAUAAAUUACAAAAUACAAAACAUUGUCAUGACCCUGCUGAAAUACAAAUUUCAGUAUCUAUGCAACGCCCAACUAAUUGUAAAUAUAGUAAUUUUUGCUGGAUUCAAGGUCGUUCCACAUUUAAAAAGUGGAAACGACGUUAUGUUUGUAUCAUACAAAUAUCACAGUACACAUCAAUAUUAGCAGCGUUUGCUGAACAAAAAUCUCAACCGUCAGAAUCAAUUGUAUUAGAUGGAUUUACUGUAGACUACUGUGAACCAAGAACAGAUUUGAUGAACAUGGCUGCAUUCGGCAGAAACAAUAAACCUGAACACCAUGGAUCAACUACAUCUUUAACAUCUUUAUCAAGGUUAAGAUUUAGUACAUUAGGAAGAAUAACAAGUCAACGGCAUGUAGGCAAUAGUCCUCUUGGUGGAUUGGAAUGUGAUUAUUCGCCAAGAUUUUUCUUCAAACUUGUCCGAGAAGGUGACACAAUAAUUAUAGCAUCUUCUGCUGAAGUAGAUCGUCAGAACUGGAUACAAGCUCUUUAUCGAGCGACCGGUCAAACACACAAGCCUACAUUACCAGGAGCAUCAAAUGUUUCAGCCACUAUCAGUGAUCAAAAGAAAAGCGCUGUUGAUGUUGAAACUGGCCAAAGCAAAACAAUUGAUCGAUUCGCUUCGAUACCUAUACAUACACUUGAUCAUUUGGAAUAUUUCAUUAUUUUACAAUCAUCAAGUCUAGAUUAUCGGUUAACUGAUCCAUUUGUCUCACUUGGCUGUUUAAGUCCAACUCAACGAUAUUUAUUGGAUGAAUAUUGUACACGCUAUGGUAUACGUGAAUGUCAACGUCACUUAGCAAUGUUAAUUAAUUUAUUAAAUAAAAUUGAAAAUGGUAUGAGUAUAGAUCCAGAUUUAAUUCAUAUCAGUUAUUCCUUAUGUGCUAAUCAUGUUAGCGGUAAAGCUCAACAUGAUCAAGCUGUACAUACAGUGUUAGCAAUGGAACGUGAUCAAUUUCAAAUUAUUAGAACUCGAUUGACAACACUUUUGGAAAAACAAAUUACUGAAUUUCGUUAUUGCUUCCCGUUUGGUCGUCCAGAAGGUGCAUUGGAGAAAACAAUUAGUCUUUUGGAAAGAGUUUUAACAAAAGAAACCGGUGAACCAGCUUCAGCUGAACUUGUUCGUAAUGUUAUUCGUAAUUGUUUGAGAAAUGCAGCUGUAUUAAACUAUGAACGAAUUUCUGAAUAUGUUAUGAUUGAAGUCGUUUCUGGCCCACGAGUUAAAAAUACAAACAAAGAAAGUAGAAAAAUUCAUGAAAUGUAUCAUUUAGCUGAACUUUGUAUUGAAGUACUUAAACAAAAUGAACAACACCACUCUGAGUCAUUCUCCUGGUUCAAUGAUUUAUUUAUUGAACAUACUGAGAAUUUUUGGUAUUUAUUUCAAAUGGAUCUAUUUGAAUUAAUGGAUAGAUUACCGGAGAAUUGUUGGGAAGUAUUUGAUUUGUUUCAAUUAUUAAAUAAUUAUCUUUUAAAUAAUUCUAAUUUAUCUAAUGGUCGAUUUCAUCAAGAAUUAGCUAAUCGUUUCACACCACUGGUAGAUCGAUAUAUUGGACUGAUGGCAGAUUCCAUUGAACAAGCAUUAAUAGAGGGAUGUAAGAAUGAACGAUGGAUUCCAGCCUCGAAAUUAGACAGAAAUGAAGCAUCGUUUAAUAAAAUGGAAGAUUUUGGAAAACCCAAUGAAACCUCAUCAGUUAAUAUACCAGCUUUUCACCAUACAGAUAUUGAAUGGAAUCCGUCUAGUUCUUCAACUGAAAAUGUCCAGAAUAAAAAGAAAUUAGCUACACUACAAACAACAACAUCAACCGGCUCGGUAUUGUAUCGAUAUUCAUCGGGUAAUUUCAAUAUAGUGGGAAGUCAAACAUGCCAAACCGUUCUUGAACUCUUAUGGAGAUUAUACAAAUUAAAGAAAUUUAUUCAUGAAUUAAAUUGGCCUCAACCGGUUUUAGCUGAAGCAUUAGAUGAAAGGGUGUGCAUAUUAUGUGCACAAAUGCUUCGAGAAGUUGUAAAACGUACUCUAAUAGAACUAGAAUCAUUGGUUAGAAAAUGUGCCAAAACUGUGGAUCUUAUUCUUCCAUUAGAAUGUUUUACAAUGUUAAAUACAAUUAGUGAAUUAAGAGCUCAUUUAUUUUCAUUAUGUCACCCGAUUGAUCCAGGAAAUACCAGUAAUAAUAUUACAAGAUCACAUCGUCAACCAGUUAGAAAUGCAACUCAAUUACAUAUGGAAACUCAAGAAUUCUUUGAAAGUGUACAGAAAAGUAUGAUGGUCAUUAUUGUUGAUCAUUGUAUGAUUAUUUUGAAUGGUGUAUUAAAGAAAUUGACAAGAUUUGAUGAGAAUAAGCUAUUUUCAUCGAUUCUUGUAUUAACUAAACAAAAUGAUGAAGAAGGUCAAGCUUAUGGAACUUUUCUUCAUAUGAAUUUACAAAAUUUAAGCGAAAAUUUAGUUGAUGAAGUUUCUAUGCUUGCUAUGUUAGAAAUAUGGUAUACACGUCAAAUGAAAGCGAUUUACGAUUGGUUAAUUCAACGUAAAAGUAUUCUACUUCAUCCACAUCAAAUUAAAUGUCUUUCAAUUAUUGUUAAAGUAUGUGAAAUAAUUUGAAUUAUAUUAUUUAUUUGACUUUUAAAAGUAUUUCCUUGAAAUUACAUUCAAAGAAGGAUUUUACUAUUUGAAGGAUUCAAUCUAAAUAAUUCCUGAGAUAAUAUUAACUGGUCUCCUAGUUAUAAACUCAUGUUCUUCUGGUUCUAUUGUAAUGAACAAGAACACGACUAGGGAUAAUCGAAUGUAUGUAAGCACAAAUUACAGACUAUCUCACUGAAUUCUGAUAACCAUACAGCAAACAGUUAAUUUGCAAAAUAACAACCAAAUGUCCCAAUCUUCACUGUUCCUUCUGUAAAUAUUAGUCCGUUUUCUCUAACUUCAUUGUUCAUGCACUUUCCUACCAUUUGCGCUUCAUUUUAGUUUUUUCUUUAUAGGUCUUCUGCCAAAAUACAUUCAAUGUCUGUCCAUCACUAUAUACUACUUAUGAGGAUAUAAAUAGACCACACCACACUAUCGAUCAAGUUCUAAUGUAGUCACUAGUCUAACCGAAUCAGGGUUGCAAUGUAUUGCGUGUAUCAUUUUUAUUUAAUGUACAUGAAUGAUGAAAACACGGAAAUAGUAUGUUAAGAGUUAGAUAAAUAGUAUUAACAAUGAAAUAUUGAUGAGUUGUAAUUAAUUUGUGAACCUUGAGUUGCAAGCAACCCCUUAGCAAGUAGAGGUUUAUAUAUCAGACUUGAGUUCAUAAUGUUCGCUCUAGAGGGUAUUGACAAUAUUUGUUUGCCUAAACUGAACUAGAUGUGAACAGCUUCCAAAUCUACGAACAAUCGAUUGAAACCAAGAACUUGACUACCAGGCUGCCACAUCACUUUUCGUAGAUGGAUCCCCAAGCUCACGUUUACAUUUUUUCUGUUAGGGUUUGUUUGUUCCCAUUGUUGAUAUUCAGGACUACAAUUAAUUGGUCUUCUUUGAUAUAUGUGUCGUUCCGAUAUUGCCAUUUAGUCAAAAGUUGUUAUUAAGUUGGAUAGUGACCAGAAUAAGAAUCCAGUAUGUGUAUUUUAUCUGACUUGGCGCUUGUUAGCCGGCUGUAGCUGCAUCCUAGAGUUGACGUCUUCACUGAGACAUAAACCCAACAUAUUGUUUCAAACCCCAAUUAACAUUGCUUAUAUGAGUAAUAAUCUACGGAAUCCAUUCAUCAUAUCCAUCAACUAACUGUAUACUCUUGCGUUACUAUUUUCUUUGCAGAAAAUUUUCAGUGCCUUUGAAUUGCAAGGCUUGCCUAAAAAUGUAUUAAAUACUAUUGUAUAUCAAACAGUCAUUCAAAGAAUUCAGGUGAGUACGAGAACAUACAAUAAAUGUAUCAUGAUAAUAAAAUAAAUAUGACUAGUAAAUAGUGCAUCAUAGUGUUAAGUGAUUGAAGGUAUUCUGUAGAAAACAGUGCUGAACCUAUAAAAUAGAUCGGUAUUGAUGCUACCUGUGAGACUAAGACCCGCAUUAUCCAGUUUUACAAUGUGAAACGUAACCACUGAGGUACUCGGGCCGCAACUGACCAAUAAGACUAGAUUAUUUACAAAUAAUUGGUUACCGAGUAGUGACCAGUCAAUUGUAGUGCAGUACAGUAGUAGUUAGUCUGUAGAAAAAGCAGACAAUACGAUUAGAAUGGAACAAAUCAAUGCGGUCCAACAUGAAAUAUACUUAGUUACAAGUUAAUAAUUGUGGAUUACAACAAUAUCAACCCAAUUAUCAGCAAGAAUCAAAACCUACAGAAACUUUGUAGCAAAUACAAAAGUUUAUUUCGGAGAGUUUAUCAGUAUAGGGUUGUGGAGGUUAUUGUGUUUUUAUUAGGACCAUGAACCAAUAAAUGUUAGACCACCAUUAAAGCCUGGAAGCACUAGAUGACCGUUUUGUCUCAGUAUAAGACUCAUUAGCAGUGCUCAUCCAAGAUCCCGCACGCGGGAAUCGAGCCCAGGACAUGCGAUCUCGAGCGAACGCUUCACCCUUAGAUCAGGCAUCCAACGGUGUGAAUGUUGAACUUCAAACAAUCCAAUGCAUUGCGCAACCAUAUUUCACUGUCUUCGGUGGGUAACUGCCUCAAAUCCGACACGAUUAAACUCCACUGGUCACAGCUUCUCACCAGGACGGUGAGAAUUACCUCUCGGAGCUAAUCAUUAAUGAGCUCAUGAUGACUUCAAUAUAGGGUUGUGAAGCAUCUAAUUGUUUAGUAUACUUUCUAAGCUAACUUACACACUGUGUUUUAAAAGUUAGCAUAAUUCAAUAAUUUUUAAUCUAAACUGCAGAACCCUUGAAAACUAGAAAGCACUGGACUAUUGCUUUGCUAAAAUUGUAAUUACUCAACGGUAUCUCAUAAAACCGCAUAGGAUAUAAAAUCCGGGAUAUCAACAGUGAAUAAGAAAUAUUCAUGCCAGUGAGCUUAAAUUCAGUGGACCUGUUAUUUAAUAUAAAUAUACUGACGAAAAUAGGAACUAGAAUCUAGAGAGGUAAUAAGAAGUAACACUUUUCACACAAACAAUAAUUAAACCAUACCAUGAAAUCGAGUAAAUUGAAAUUGAAAUCGAUCAGAAAUAUAGAUAAAAUAUAAACAAUUGAUCGGAAAUUAAACACUACUCUGUUACGUCCUUGAUCUAUCUACCCACUUUAGUGCAGAGGACAACUUAUCUAGUGUAGAUUAAGACCUAGACGCGAUAGGCUGACUGGUUUAACCUUGAGGCCAGUACGCGUGAGUUCGAAGUGGGGGUAAAGAGACGAAAACUAUUCUAUCCCUGAUUGGCUGACAGGCACACGAGAGAGAGAAGACAAGACAAUUGGAACACUACUCGUUUUAUUCCAAAUCCGAUCUGGUACCCGCAUUCCGAAUUCAUGUAAAAAGAUACAUGAAUAAAUACAUGACUAACCUGACCACAAUGUACAAUAAUUAGGAAAAUACAAAUAUGUCCUAAACUGGGGGAUUACAAUAGGAAAUAGAGUACAAAAGGUUAUGUCUAAAUUACAAAAGCUUUGGAACAGAAAAUGCUAUGGCAGUGAAUCAUACAUCAAACGAAGGCUUAUUAUCUGUAGAAUAGACUGACUAGGGGCAAAAUUAAAUGUUACAGUUUUGCAAGCUUUGAAUUAAAUGAAAUAACGUCCCCAAAAAUAGCUUCCUUAGUUUGUUAAAGCUUCUUGUUUCGCUGUUCACAUCAUACUCAUUAUGAAAACAGAAGCAAGGAUGUCUGUUGUAGUGCCGUGCUUCGUUAAUCGUUCACUUCGAUAACCGUGGUAGGAUUAAACUAUACUGCCGAGUCAAUCAGAAGCUUUCGCGGGUUAUCAAGGUCACGGCGCUAAGUUCGGUACCUGAUGCUUACGUACGGUCGGUUUACACCGGAUUUUAGGGAAGACGUGAUAAUAGCGUCUACAACAGAAGUGAUCAUAAGAUUUUGGCGCGAAAUUCAAUUAUCCAUUAAGAUAAAUAGAGUUUUGGCAUUAUAGCUUAUGUCAGUUCGUGAUGAAAACCCUAAGUAUAAUUCCUAGCCUUAAUCAUGAACUGUAAAUAAUAAUUUGAAUUCUUCACACAGGUUUAUAAACCUCAUUUGGUCUUAGUUAUUAUGUUGACACUCUCAGAGUCACUCUAGCGUCGCUCAAAGGUUAUCCAUAACUUAUAGUCUCACCCAUAACCCUACACCUAAACCUUAAUUCUAACCCUAACCCGUAAACCAUACCAAUAUACUAACAUUAUUGAAGCUAUGUGGUCGAGGCUGAAAGAAUUUUUGAGACCUUAUCAUGGUUUCAGAGGUCGACUACUAUGGAGCCAUAUGGAAGUGUUCCUGUACCGUAUGCACUAUGAUUUUAGAACUUCUGAACCUAUAUCUGACCUUGAGAAGUUUUUGACCCAUGUAAAAGAGGUGUUUCCACUUUAAUUCUUUGGUUUUGUAUAAUAUAUUUUUACUGUAUACUAACUGUCUUCUGAUUGGCUUAUAUUUUCAAGGUCAUUUAAGAUUCGUUCAAAGGUCGGCAGUAUAGUUUAAUCCUGCCAUAACCGUUAUAAUUUAAGUCUUAACGGUGUAUAGAAUCAGAAGGCAAAAGGAAGCGGCAACUACAUUUUUAUUGACAAAUAACGUAGACCAGAAAGUUGUAAGCACAUGAGUAAAUGUUAGCGAGCGAAGCAUACAUGACACGUUUUGGAGAUGGCUGGUAAGCCAACUCAAGAGCAAAGCGAAAGUAAUGCGUAUUGGAGAUGAAGGGGAAGCCAACUUAUUUUAAGCAAGUGUUAAUCAGUAUUUAUAGCAGACAAAAAUGAAUGACAAACAUAUGAUGAAUAAGAUACGAAGUGUGCAUACACAUGAACUCAUAAAAAUAUAGUCAAUGUUAAUAAGCGAAUAAUUAACAAGACCAAAAUAUGAAGCAUAAUAUAUAGGGGAAUUGGCUUGGCCAAUAGCUAGAAUGAAGUAUAUGGGCUUAACAUAUAAACUGAUACUACACUGUCGUAAAAAUUUAGAAGUAAGAUUAUGUAUGCAUAUAAGCUGAAAACUAAGCUAUUGCAUUAUAGACAAUAUAAGAUGUAGCAUUAGUAUGCAUUCAUUUGAAGUCGUAUAAUUUACAUCUCAUUAAAGAUAUCAAAAUAAUAGUGAUAUCAAUCAAUGAUAGAAAGAAGCUAUAAACAGAGAAUGUAAUACAGAAAAAAGAAUGAAAUUACUGAAUAAAAUUUAUUAAAACUAGACUAUUAACAUUGUUGUAUGUAUUAUCAACUGAUAGAUUAUUUAUUUAAACACAUAUAUUGGUACAAAAGGGCACCA
Messenger RNA from Schistosoma rodhaini, 9620 nucleotides. The record is from the annotation of a GenBank genome assembly. NCBI's taxonomy places the organism in Eukaryota, Metazoa, Platyhelminthes, Trematoda, Strigeidida, Schistosomatidae.